AUGCACAAAGUACUGUUGUCAUCUCUAACGAAAUAAGCCUCUCGUGAAAGAAAAAACUUUGUUAUGUGUCCCAAUAUAAGGUAGUUGAAAGGUUUGCUUCUCUUCGUAAUCAUCUUUUAGAGGAGGAGAAACAACAUGUCGAGGGAAAAUCUACACAGAAGAGAGAAUGCCAAGGCUCGCACUUCUAUGCGAGAGAAGCUGGUAGAGAAACAGAAAGCAACAGAUGAACAUGAGAGCAACUUUACAGCUGGUCGUGUUAAUGUGCGAGAGAGAUAUCUGCACCGCACUGGAAUAAGAGGGAGAAAGAGCUGGAUAUUCUAUGCUGUUUUGUACAUUCUAGCUCUCCUUGUAAUAGUCAAUAUUGUGAUGCUUGCCAUUUUGUAUCAUGUCUUGCAAAUGAACAAAGAUGGGAUGAAGUGCUUGUCAUUUUUUGAGAAUGAUGACAUUCGAUUUCAUUGUGAGAGUGACAUGGACUCAGUCAGUUUGUAUAAGAAUCAAGCUGGAACUUUUAAAGACCACAACUUGGUUAUUGACAGUGAUGACAAAAAGAUUAUAUUCCAUGGAGGGCCUACAACAGCAUCUGCACAAAUGCACGUAGGUGCAGAUAUGACUGAAAUCCAUGCUAAACAUGGCUUCAGAUUUGUGGACCCUUAUGUAAAGAAGACCAUCCUGAACUUGAAUGGAAGUGUGUGGUAUGUUAAUCCAGCCUCCAUCAAUGCUUUCACGGUUGCUGGAGAUGCAUUGGUUACCCAUCGGGUUGUCAGUAAUGAGGACCAGAAUUUGACUUUGACCUCUGAAAAGAGCAUUUCAGUGGAGGGACAUGAAGGGCUAGUUUUGGAUGGAAAAAUGACUAACUUCAAUGCUGAUGAGGAUAUCGAAAUUUCCUCCGUCUUGGGUUCACAAGGAAAGGCUACGAUUACGUUUGAUGCAAGCAGUGGGGUCUAUGUGAAUGGAAAUGCACUAGACAUGCCGACUGCAGCCCCAGGCAGUUCUUCAGGGAAAUACAAGUUAUGUGCAUGUAUAAACACGGGCAAGCUUUUUCGUGUGGAAGUUUUGAACUCGACUUUCUCGACAUGUUCUACAGUGGAGAUUGUUUGUGGAUAAUGACAACAGUUGUUGUCUGGAAAAGAACUUCUCUUACUCUCGUUUAUUGACUAAAUUACGGUUAAUUCUGUAGGAGGUAAAAAAAACUUGGUAAGAAUAUGUAGUUGGUUAAAGGAUGGUAUGAAUAGAGAGGGUAAAAUAUUGAUAUGAACUGCACAUGGCUCUCUAGUGGUGCUGCUUUUUAAACGGCUCGUUUCCGUGUUUGAGACGUUGGUUUCAGUAUACUGAAUAAUAGAUAUUGAAACACGUUGAAAGAAAACGCGAACGGCAAACGAUCAUCUACGAUCUGUAUGAUUGUUUUUUUCCUCCAACCUUAAAUAAUUCUCACAAAGAAGUAGAAAUUUUCUAAAUGUCCUCAUAUUUUUGCACCGACGCCCAAAAGGCAGGGAGAAAAAGCUUGUAAUUUCUAGCAGUUUGCCGUUUGCGUGAGGUUAUCUUAGAUAAUCUCUCUAAUGUUUUGUUACUGGUAAAUAUUUUAUACCUGGCUCGUAAAAUGCUGUUUUUCAGUAACGCUUGUAUUUUUCUAUGACGGAAUGAAAUUGGAGAAAUCUG
Molecule: messenger RNA, 1656 nt
Organism: Pocillopora damicornis (cauliflower coral)
Lineage: Eukaryota; Metazoa; Cnidaria; Anthozoa; Scleractinia; Pocilloporidae
Product: beta-sarcoglycan
Biological process (GO): muscle organ development
Cellular component (GO): sarcoglycan complex; sarcolemma
Source: RefSeq, a predicted model, not a curated record